Molecule: messenger RNA, 1673 nt
Organism: Zea mays
Lineage: Eukaryota; Viridiplantae; Streptophyta; Magnoliopsida; Poales; Poaceae
Product: ent-kaurene oxidase 2
Exons: 8
Coding region: 73-1590 (505 amino acids)
Biological process (GO): gibberellin biosynthetic process
Cellular component (GO): chloroplast outer membrane; endoplasmic reticulum
Molecular function (GO): ent-kaurene oxidase activity; heme binding; oxidoreductase activity, acting on paired donors, with incorporation or reduction of molecular oxygen, NAD(P)H as one donor, and incorporation of one atom of oxygen
Source: RefSeq, marked validated
AAAAAGAGCGGACAGCGCUUCCCACACAGCAGCACAGAUCGCUCCUUCCAGUGUCCCAGCCAGUCCUCCGGAAUGCAGUCCUUGCUUGCAGGAAUCCCCGCGGGCGGUGCCGCGGCGGCGGCAGCCGUCGGUGGGCUGGUCGCGGCCGCCGCGCUUGCCGAGAGGGCCGACCAGAAGAACCGCCUCAACUUGCCCCCAGCUGUUCCUGGUUUACCUAUCAUUGGGAACCUUCAUCAGCUGAAAGAAAAAAAGCCUCAUCAGACAUUUGCAAGAUGGUCUGAAGAAUAUGGGCCAAUAUACAGUAUAAGAACUGGUGCUUCUUCUGUGGUGGUUGUCAAUUCUGCAGAAGUUGCCAAAGAGGCUAUGGUUGCAAAAUAUUCAUCCAUAAAUACUCGGAAGCUACCUAAGGCACUUUCAGUGCUCACACGAGACAAAAAGAUCGUUGCUAUGAGCGACCAGGGUGAGCUUUACAAAAUGGUGAAGCGCUAUAUUAUGGUGAGCAUGUUGGGUGCUGCUGCCCAGAAACAGUUUCGUGACACAAGGAACACGAUGAUUGACAACAUGUUGAGCACUUUUCACGCAUUGGUGGCCGAUGACCCAAAGGCUCCUCUCAACUUCCGGGAUGUAUUCCAGAAUGAGCUAUUCGGCCUAUCCAUGACUCAGGCUUUAAGCGAGGACGUAAGUUCCGUCUAUGUAGAAGAGUUUGGGAAGGCUUUAUCGAGGGAGGAAAUCUACCAGACUGCUGUGGCUGACAUGAUGAUGUGUGCAAUCGAGGUCGACUGGAGGGAUUUCUUCCCAUACCUGGGCUGGAUCCCAAACAGGAGCUUUGAAACAAGAGUAUUGACUACGGAAGCCAGGAGAACUGCACUUAUGCAAGCCCUGAUCAAUCAGCAAAAGGAAAGGAUCGCACGUGGAGAGAGUAGGAUGUCGUACGUGGACUUCCUGCUGGCUGAGAAUACACUGACGGAUGAACAAUUGCUAAUGCUGGUGUGGGAAGCAGUCAUAGAAGCUGCUGAUACUACCUUGGUCACCACCGAGUGGGCCAUGUAUGAGAUUGCGAAGCACCCAGAAAAACAGGAAUACCUUUAUCAAGAAAUCCGAAAAGUCUGCGGCAACAAGACAGUCACCGAGGAUCACCUGCCAGAGUUACCGUACUUGAACGCGGUGUUCCAUGAGACCCUAAGGCGGCACUCUCCAGUUCCGCUGGUGCCUCCAAGACUUGUCCAUGAGAGUACCAACUUGGCUGGCUACGAAGUUCCAGCCGGGACACAGAUGAUCAUAAAUCUGUACGGAUGCAACAUGAACAAGAGCGACUGGGACGCGCCCGAGGAAUGGAGGCCAGAGAGGUUUCUGGACGGGAGCUUCGAAGUCGCAGAUAUGUACAAGACCAUGGCAUUCGGCGGAGGAAGGAGGGCCUGUGCGGGAAGCAUCCAGGCAGUGAACAUCGCGUGCACAGCCAUCGCGAGGUUCGUGCAAGAGUUUGCGUGGACGCUCAAGGAAGGCGACGAGGACAAGGACGACACCAUCCAGCUUACAACCAACAGGCUUUACCCGUUGCAUGUGUACCUCACACCUAGAGGAAGGAAAUGAGCAUCACAUUUAUUUGGUCUCUGGUCUGUGAGCAUAUGAUCGAAUAACAAUUUAUUUUAAAUGAAAGCAGAUCCGGUCGUCUC